Molecule: messenger RNA, 1791 nt
Organism: Megalopta genalis
Lineage: Eukaryota; Metazoa; Arthropoda; Insecta; Hymenoptera; Halictidae
Cellular component (GO): plasma membrane
Source: RefSeq, a predicted model, not a curated record
CGAAGCCGCGGACCAAGUAGUCAGUGUCGGGCCGACCGGCAGCGUGUGUAGGUGGUUUGCAGCGGCGUCGAACCACGGCGGUUUAUUUCGAACGGUUACGCCGGACCGAAAUUGGAUAACCGGCGACCGCCAUCGGACGCGAUUCCGGCUUCGAAACGAGCCACCACUCGGACGAUCGAAAAAAAAAGAAAAAGAAAGUGCACCGCGGCGAGGUAUCACGAAUCCAGAGGCGGCGGCAUAAAAACGGGCGAGGCGUUAGCGAGAGGCGAUCGAGGUUCUGGUCAGCUUCGGGAAGAAUCGCUCUGCUCCACCGCUAGGAAAUGGAGGUCACCGAAAGGAACUCGCUGAACACCGGCGAAAGUGAUCGGAACGAGUGGCCGGGAGAAGCGACGAGGGUGCUCGAUAAUUAAAUUACGGGGGAAGGCAAACAUCGGGCGGAAGAGAAGAGCGUAUCAAGUCGGUUCCGGUGUAGCUGAUCGAAUCGAACUACAACAUAGCCGGAAACAGUCGGAAAAUGCUCGAACUCGCGGCCGACGCGCUCGAUCGCCAGUGGAUCAUCACUUGGUACCAGUGCGAUCUCCCGGAAGUUUCCGCGGGAACAGUGUCCAGCCAAGAACUGUGAACGAGAAUGUACAUUACAGUGAUUAGAUAUUAGUCGUCGACAAGUAGACCAAUUAAGCAACAAGAUGGCCAGCCGAAUGAAGUCGUUGUACAACCAGGUAAUUUUCGAGAGGCGAAUACUGCUUGGCUGCACGAUCCUCGUGGGACUAUCGGUGUGCACAUGGUCGGUCGCUAUCGGAACCGAUCACUGGUUUACCCUGAAAGCGCCGAACGACACCGGGUUGCCCCUCGGAGACGCGGGCAAAGCCGGCAGACGAUUGCUCUACAAACACAUGGGACUCUGGGGAGGCUGCACGCAUGGUUUAGCACCGGAAUCCGUCAAUUCCACCGUCAUGCAGCCUUAUAAGGAGUGCAAGAAUCACGACAUGUUUCCGACGGACAUGCAGAUCAAGCUGGACCCGGGGUUGCACAAAACUAUCGUCAAUUACUCGAGGACUGAAGUGUCAUUCGCAAUAAUCAGCUUGUUCGUGAUGAUAAUGAGCUUCUGCUUCUCGAUCUACACGUUUCGCAAUCCACGUUACAUGUUCAAACGGCUGGCUGGCGGGAUACAUUUCAUUAGCGCUGCGUGCAACAUGGUGGUGAUCCAAGUGCUGUUGUCGUCGAUCGAGUUCGAGAGCAAGUACGUGAACGCGACGUUCCCGAAGGGCGCGACGAUGAGGUACGACUUCUCGUUGAUCCUCGCCUGGAUCGUGUUCCUCUGCAACCUGCUGGCCGGAUGCGCGUUCAUGCUGUUCUCCAGGAAGAGGAAGAGGGACAAAGCGCCGACGGAGGAGAUCGCGAUGGCAGACGAGCCAACCAUCAUCGGCCGUUGAUCCCCGUCCACUUUUCGACGUCGUUGUUUCCGCCGAACGGAUAGAUCAUCGCGCGCGAUCCAGACGAUGAGCCACGAAGAUCUGAAGAAAAGACAUGUAUAGACACGUGCAUGCGCGUGUUACGUGAAGAGACAAUCGAAGACGACGCGCCCGGACUGGACAAUGAAUUCGCUCGAAUUCGAUCGUUUUUCAUUUCAAUCGAAUUCAAUCGUUCGACGAAACGCCGGACGUCGCCGCGAUGCCUUCCGGUUUUAACGUUGCACGGCGGUGCCUGGGUCCGUAUAGACCCGCAUCUUGCGGGACACUUCACUUUUUAUUGACGCGUUGAGUGGUGUUACCAGGAUUUUUAGAAUACGAA